Lactuca sativa (garden lettuce) is the source of this 1590-nucleotide messenger RNA. Its product is annotated as cysteine-rich receptor-like protein kinase 43. Gene Ontology annotation, biological process: protein phosphorylation. Lineage: Eukaryota; Viridiplantae; Streptophyta; Magnoliopsida; Asterales; Asteraceae. Gene Ontology annotation, molecular function: ATP binding; protein kinase activity. The record is from RefSeq and is a predicted model, not a curated record.
CGUCAAUUCUUGAACACCCUUAUAAAGGAGCUGGCAUUUAUGAAAGUCAACGACUAAAUUAAUAGGAAAGAAUUGAGUCUUUAAAGAUCAAAAAGCUACACAAUCUCAAAUUAUUUUUUCAUUUCAUUUAUUCAUUCAAUAGUUAUUAGUAAACAGUAUGAUCAAGAUCAAGAACUGCUUUCGCGAAAUCACCAAACCCUGUCACUCCGAUGCCAAAGGUGUAGAAGAAUAUCCAGAAAAGGUUGGUGCUCCUCAAGAACAGAAGAUUUUCACAUUUCAAACCCUAAUUUCCGCAACAAACAAUUUCGAACAUAAGCUUGGUCAAGGGGGUUUUGGCCCUGUUUUCAAGGGGAAGUUGGAUGAUGGAAGGGAGAUUGCUGUUAAGAAACUUUCGCAAACCUCAAAACAAGGAAAAAGGGAAUUUACAAAUGAAGCCAAAUUAUUAGCAAGAAUACAACAUAGAAAUGUUGUAAGCUUAUUGGGAUAUUGUGCAUUUCCUGAAAAGCUUUUGGUGUAUGAAUACGUAGCUAAUGAGAGCCUCGACAAGCUUCUUUUCAAAUCAGCAAAGAGAGAUGUACUCGAUUGGAAGCGAAGAUAUUCCAUAAUUAAUGGUGUAGCACAAGGAUUGCUUUAUCUUCAUGAAGACUCACAUGAUCGCAUCAUUCAUAGAGAUAUAAAGGCUAGCAAUAUUUUAUUAAAUGAAAAAUGGAGACCAAAAAUUGCUGAUUUUGGAAUGGCAAGAUUAUACCCUGAAGAUAAAACUCAUGUUAACACUCGUGUAGCUGGAACCAAUGGAUAUUUGGCACCAGAGUAUGUGAUGCAUGGUAAUUUAUCAAUAAAGGCGGAUGUAUAUAGUUUUGGUGUAGUGGUUCUAGAGCUCAUUAGUGGUCAAAAAAAUUCUACAUUCAAUCUAGAUCCCGAAUGCCAAAAUCUACUUGAUUGGGCAUAUAAGCUCUACGAGAAGGGCAAAGGCAUGGAAAUUAUGGAUUCAACACUUGCCACGUCAGCAGACCCUGACCAGGUGGCAACAUGUACACGCAUCGGACUACUAUGCACUCAAUCUGACCCUAAACUACGGCCCACCAUGCGCCAUGUGGUGGUGAUGUUAUCCAAGAAAUCGGGUGUUCUUGAUGAACCUACAAAACCUGGAUACCAUGGGACAAUGGAUAGAAGACCACAAAGAUACUCUGCUUCAUCUUCUUCCACCGCCACAAAUUCUCGUUCUUCUAAGUCCACCACCACCACCACCACCACUGCCGCCGCGGGUGCCGCUAGCACUUGGGGGAAUGUGGCGUCAACUUCAAAUCCUACUCAAACUGAUUCAAGAUUUGUGAAUUCUGUAUUGGAUCCUUAUGGAAAACGACCUAUGGAAGGUUAAAGAUUGGUUUUAUUGUUGUAGAUUAGAUUGUUGGAGUUUGUCUUUUUUUUUUUUUUUUUUUUUGUAUAGAAGUGAUUAAAUGUAAAUUUUAGGAAGGAGGAUGUGAUGUUGAGAAAAGUUUUGAGAUUUAUGUAUAUACGGAUUAAAGUUCGGAUUCAAAUCUGUUAAGAUUACUUUGAUUAUGUUUCAAUUAUUUAAGCAAACUCAACUGC